Molecule: messenger RNA, 2403 nt
Organism: Schizophyllum commune H4-8
Lineage: Eukaryota; Fungi; Basidiomycota; Agaricomycetes; Agaricales; Schizophyllaceae
Product: NAD(P)-binding protein
Exons: 10
Coding region: 110-2155 (681 amino acids)
Molecular function (GO): phosphopantetheine binding
Source: RefSeq, a predicted model, not a curated record
CUACGGCGGCGGACCCCUCAGCGAGCCCAUCGGCGAGAUCCUCGCGUCUGCCGGCGUCAAGCUAAGGUCCAUCCUCGGCGCGACCGAGUUCGGCGUCCCCUCGCACUGCAUGCCCACCCAUGAAGAGGACUGGGCGGAAUGGCGAUGGAUCGAGCUCGACGCCAAUGCGGCCAUCGAAUGGGAGAAGCAGGAAGACGGCACCGAGGAGCUGAUUAUUCCGGCCGACGGCAACCACUGGCAUAUGCCCGCGGUCAAGAACAUGGCGAAUAGACCAGGGUACGCGACGAGCGACUUGUGGGUCGCACAUCCGACGAAGCCUUACUUGCGGAGAAUCGUCGGACGCAAGGACGAUGUGAUCGUCCACUCGACGGGCGAGAAGACGGUGCCUGCGCCGAUGGAGGGCAAGAUCCUCAAGAGUCCCUUGGUGGCGGCCGUGGUCAUGUUCGGCCGCGGGCGAGACGAGGCGGGUAUUCUUGUCGAGCCCGCUGCCGGCUACGCAGUCGACACCAAGGACGACGCAAGAAUCGCGGUGUAUCGGGAUGGCAUUUGGCCCGUCGUAGAGGAGGCGAACCGGAAUGCACCCGCCUACAGUCGAAUCUUCAAGGAACUGAUCCUCGUCGCGCGUCCAGAUACGCCCCUCCCACGUACCGACAAGGGCACGGUCGUACGAAAGCGCGCCCUGCAGCUGUACAAUGACGAGAUAGAAAAGUUAUACGAGGCCCUUGAGGAUCAGGGUGGAGAGAAGGAUGUGGCAGCACCUAACAGCUGGGACGUGUCGGCCGUCGAAAACUGGCUUUCGAAGCAGAUGCGCGACAUCACUGGCCGAGAGAUGGACCGCGCGGUUGACCUCUUCGAGCAGGGCUUCGACAGUCUCAACAACACCGUCCUCCGCAAUCGCUUGCUAGGCGCGCUCAAAGCGGACGCCUCCACUGCAUCCGCGACCUCCAAAAUCACCCAGAACAUCGUCUAUGCCCACCCCUCGAUCGAAAAGCUCGCCACCUUCCUCAGCAAGCUCGCUCAUGGCGAAGCCAGCGAGGGCGUCGACAACGAGGCCGACGUCAAGCGCACGAUCAUCGCCAUGGCCGCCAAGCACAGCGAGGGCCUCCCGGGCUACGUCGACGCGACGACGCUGCCGCAGUACAUCCCCGCAGAGGUCGCGAAGCCAGAGCUGCCCGUGACGGUUCUGAUGACCGGGACGACGGGCAACCUGGGUGCGGACAUGCUGGCGCAGCUCCUGCGGGAUGAGCGCGUCAGUCGGGUGUACACGAUCGAGCGCGCGGGGUCGGCGGGGGCGAAGGACAGGCAGCGGACGCGGUUCGAGGACAAGGGGUUGGAUGCGGGAUUGCUCGAGUCUGAAAAGCUGGUUUCGUUGGAGGGGGAUGUGUGCAAGGAGCAGCUCGGGCAGAGCGAGGAGGUGUACGCGGAGAUGCUCGACACCGUCAGCCUCAUCUUCCACGUCGCCUGGCGCCUCGACUUCAACCUCGGCAUCACCGCCUUCGAGCCCAACAUCCGCAGCACGCGCGCCCUCCUCGACUUCGCCCGCGCCUCCGCCUCCGCCCACGCCAGCACCUUCCGCUUCGUCUUCACCAACUCCAUCGGCGCGACGCUUUCCUGGGAUUACGCCUCGAAGGGGCCCGUUCCCGAGGAGCUGUUAGAGGACCCCGGUGUCGCGAUCGCCGGCGGCGGGUACGGGCACGCGAAGUACGCCGCCGAGAGAGUCCUGGCGGCGGGCGGGGUACCGUUCACGUCGGUCCGCGUGGGGCAGAUCACGGGCGAUCCGCCCAGGGGUGCGUGGGCGACGACGGACUGGUUCCCGAUUCUGGUGAAGACGAGUGUGGCGCUGGGCGUGCUGCCGAGCGAUGGGCAGGAGGUCUCGUGGCUGCCGUCGAACGCUGUCGCGGGUACCCUCAUCGACGCGGCCUUCGACGAAAACGGACUGGCGCCCUCGCACAACAUCGUCCACCCGCACACUAUCCGGUGGUCUGAGAUGAUCAAGGACGUGCAGCGCUCGCUGAAGAACCAGCUUGACCGCGACCUACCUAUCGUCCCCUUCCCCGAGUGGUUCGCGAAGCUGGAGGCGGCGGCGGCAGAUCCCUCUGUCAACGCUCUGUUAUACAGCCCGGCGUCAAGUUGCUGGAGUUCUUCCGCGGGAUGAGCGGGGGAUAUGGACUGGGCAUGUUCGCGACGGACAAGAUGACCGCGGUGAGCAAAACGCUGCGCGAUCUCCGUCCUCUCGGCCAGGUGGACGCGAAUGCUUGGGUGAGUUACUGGAGGGCGAAAGGCUUGCUAGCGUAGAGUUCGCAGCUCCGAUGAGUGGUAGCUGUGGUUUUGGCAUGGACGGUCAUUGAAGUAGACUUGUAUUGCAGAUGAUUACAUGCUAUAGAUCGAGUAUGGUGCUCUACG